GGACUGAAACCUUGGCUGUUCAGGCAUUCAUAUGGCUGUCCAAACUUUACCAUAAAUGGAAGCUUCUAUAUAUGACAACUUUCAGCUUUCCUAUGGAAGCCAUGGGUGCAGGGGCGGACUGACAACUCAUGGGGCCCCCGGGCAAUAGGGGAUCAUGGGGCCCCUGUGUCCUUGCCCACACUCAAAGCACACCCAAAAAAGCCUAUAAAAGGUACCAGGGGCAUCUCAUGGGGCCCCCUACUGACCCCGGGCCCUCGGGCAGUGCCCGAGUUUCCAAA
This is a messenger RNA of Staurois parvus, 278 nucleotides long. The record is from the annotation of a GenBank genome assembly. NCBI's taxonomy places the organism in Eukaryota, Metazoa, Chordata, Amphibia, Anura, Ranidae.